Schistosoma turkestanicum is the source of this 846-nucleotide messenger RNA. Lineage: Eukaryota; Metazoa; Platyhelminthes; Trematoda; Strigeidida; Schistosomatidae. The record is from the annotation of a GenBank genome assembly.
AGCUGAUAAUAAUAAUCAUAUCCCAUAUGAACCACCAACGUAUUGUCGAUCACAUAUCACAUCUGAACAUAUGGAUAUGGAAUGUCAAUAUAAAGAAGGUCAUUUAGAGAAGAAUUAUAUACAUACCAGUUGGAAUUGUUUUGUCAAUACUUCACAAAUUCAAUACCUACCAAUACCAGAAGCGAAAAUGGAACCAAUAUCUGAAAAAGCUCAUCAAAAAAUUCAUCGUGGUCUACGUGAAUUAUGCUUAGCAUUAGGUAUUGUAUUCAGUACAAUUUGUCUAUUCUGUAUUGAAUUAUUACGUAUAGUUACGUUGACUUUAUUCAGACCAUUUUUACAAUAUUUACGUUUUCUAUUUCAUAUUAUUAUUAAUUGUUUCUGUGAUAUAAGUUACAUAUGUAGUGCACAUUGGGAACGUUUUGUUUAUCCAAUUAUUAGUUCAUGGGCUACAUAUUCACAAGAUGUGAUUGUUCCAGUUGUACGUGAAUUUCGCCCAAUUCAAAUUCAUAUAAAACAACAACACCCAGAGUCCAUUCAAACAAUACAACAUUGUUGAUCACUAUUCAACAACUGAAUGACUAUGAUGUGGAUGCUGAAGAUGACUGAAAUGGGUUUCUUCCUCUGUUAGUUUGAGUUUUAUUUUUUUCUCAAUAACACAAUGCACAAUGCACAAAUUAUUAUUUUAAACUUAGAUUUAUUGAUUAAUUUUUUUGGUGUCUGUGUUUGUGAAAAGAAACGAAGAAUGAUUAACAGUAGAUGCUUGUAUGUUUUUCUCUUCUUCUGCUUAGAAAUCUGUUGUCUCUCACAAUAAAAAUGUUGACAUGAAACUGAUGAAAUAUAUACAAA